AGCUAAAUGAAAUCUGUUGGUGUUUACAUGUACGGCCAAUUAGCGAUUUAAUGGAUUUUAUUCUUGAAGACAUCACCAAAAGGCGCACGCAGGAGUGAAGGAUUUACGCGUAAAAAGGCCACUUUUCACACGUGGCCGUAAUCCAGUGUUACCUUCACCAUGGCUCGUAUCUGUGCGGUGUUUUUACUUUGUGUCACAUGUGUUUUCAGCAGAUCAGAAAGUGUGUCUGAGCUCUGCCGGGGGACGCGCUGCUUCCCCGGCCAGGACUGGAACCGUCCGUGCGUCGGAGCGCGCUGUCAGGGACAAACGGACGCAGGAGCGCAUCGGCGGCAGUUUCACCCCUCAGCGCAAACCAGGCAGGGACAAACACACCCGACUUAUCAGCAGGAUACUCAUUUCAGUCAUCACCAAGCCCAAAGCGCACCGUUAGCACCGUAUACUAUCAUCCAACCCCAGCAAACGGGCUAUGCGCACCAGGCGGCCACGGAUGGCACCAGGAGGACCAACCCCAGGACCAUCACGGCGGAGGUGUUCCAUCCAGACUGCGCCGGUGGGACCUGUCCGACCACCAUCUCUCACCGUCCCACGGGUGAUGACACUUCCACCCGGGAGUGCAAAGGGAUCGGAUGUAAACUUCCCCCUCGGAUGCGACACAAACCCAACGCGUGCGUUGGAGACGGUUGUAACGCGCACGUAGGAGACGAAGACAGAGGCGGCUCUUCUCCGGUUCAUGUGACGGACAGAGCCGCGCAGUUCCUGGAUGAGUUUACCGACUUUGGAACCGAACGAGGAGCCUGGAUCCAGCUGACAUGUGACAUGAAACCGACUGCAGGGACCAAUGAGGUUCCGUCAGAGGAUGCACUUGUGUUACAGCUGCAGAUGUCCAAAGGCCAGGAGAAACUGGUUGAGGCCCUCAGGGGUCAGCAGGACGAAGUCCGAGAACUGCAGAGGCUCCUGAGUGAACAGCAGGGGGCGCUAGUGAACCAGCAGAGAGAAAUACUGGAGCAGCAGAGGAGGAUGUUCGAUCAGAUGGAGCAAGUAAAAGCUCAGUACAACAUCUUGAUGGACAACAUGAAACAGACGUCUUUCCAGAACAUCCAGGGAGAUCUGAACAGCCACAUGGACACCUUAAAUGGACAGAUGCAAUCCCAUCAUGCACAGCAGGCUCUGUCUUUGCACAAAGUGGACAUGGAAGCCAGUAUUAUGGAGGUGGGCCGGUCCAUGUUGGCCUGUGGGAGCUGUGGCCCUGAGGAGUACUGUGGCUUCACCAGUGGGAGACCUCACUGUGAAAAAUGCACCAUCUGUCCUGCAGGCUUCUUCCUGGUCGCCCAGUGUACGGUCCAUGCAGACAGAAUCUGCCAGGACAGAGAUGAAUGUCUUGAAAUAACUGAUCUAUGCGGUGACCAACAGAAGUGUCUCAACACUCCAGGUGGAUUCAGGUGCCAAGGCAUGACAGAGCGAGAUGCCAACUCAGGAAUGUGCGGCCACGGCUACUUCUUCAACUCCGAUAUGGAUGAGUGUCAGGCCUGUAAUGAGUGUGAUGGGGAGCCCGUGGCCUCCCCCUGCACCUUCACCACAGACACCAUCUGUUCUGGCGCCACUGUUGGCGACGGCGCCCUAUCUCUUCCCUGGGCCGGCGAUGUGUCUCUGCCAGGUGAUAAAGCGCGAAUCUUGGCUCACGCCUUCUCCAGCGUGCAGCUGCAGAUCCAGGGUCGAGGCGAUGCGGGCCUGGUGUCGGCAGAGUCCGGGUUCCUGGUUCUCCGGCAGCACGGCCUGGUCUGGUUGGACGAGAACCUGUCGGUGAGUCACAGCUGCCGCAGCUUCAUCCAGGUGUGUCUGCGCAUGAACAACACCGAAGGCUCCGAAGGUCGCGACCUCAGUGGUGUCCGGGUGGAGCAGCGGGACGGGAGGUCGCUCCAAAGUAUCAGCAUCAGCGGCGUCGCAGAGGUCGCACCUGGUCACAUGAUCUCUCUGUUCCUCCGGAGCGCCAGCCAACACUGCAACCAAAGCGGCGAAGCUCUGCAGGUGUACAACCCCGCAGCGCCGCCGCUCACUCUGCUCUGGCUGUCACAUGACACUGGGGCCGUUGCCAUGACAGCACAGGCCAUGUUGUCCGCACACUACCACACAAACUACCGGCCGGUCUUCCGCACCACCUCCACCUCUGACCCCUACGUGAUGGGACUGACCCAUGAUGGGCGCGGGGUGCGGUUUGCAGAAAGCGGCACCUUCCGCUUCGUGUUCCAGCAGGCGUUGUACUCGAUGGGCCAGGCGUGCGUCAGUGAGGGCUUUCAGCUGUUGGCGUACCUCAACCAAAAUGGAACAGGAAUGGAGCUGUGCCGGUCCUUCAAACCAGGCGUCCACUACCGAGACACGUCCAUAUCCCUGUCCGGAGCGGCCAGAGUGGGCCCUGGGGACACCCUGGGCUUCGAGAUCCUCUCCCCCGCCCAGUGUAAUGUACGCUUUUUCGGGGACGAGACCGGCAUCAGUACUCUGAGCCUGGUUUGGGUCCCCGCUGCCAUCUCCUCGUCUUUAUCCGCCACCGUGGCCCACACCGGCCUCCCCUCUGGAGCGGUCCGCAACAAGCCGCUGUUCUUCCACCAGACCAGCGCUCAGGUCCCCCAGAUGGGGAUGCUGGUGAGGGGGUCCGCCGAUCACAGACGAGAUUUUGUCUUCAGAGAGAGCGGCACGGCGAACGUAGCCCUGGACCUCAAACUCAUUCACUCGUGUAACCUGGUCAAGGUGACUCUACUCAGGCGAAGUGAUCCAGAGGGGUCAGGGGGAGGGGGCCGGGAGGCGGAGGGGGUCCGGAACGUCCCCUUAGCCCAGCAGGUGGGCGGUCAGAUGCCCGAGGGCAGCCAGUGGGCCAGCGUGAGCCUGCGGUCGUCCUUCCAGGUGCGUAACGGAACAGCGGUGUUUUUUACACUGGACUGUGUACGAGGGAGGGUCAACCAGAUCAGCCACCUGACAGGAAGUGGAGUUUCAAUCCUCUGGGUGGCAGAAUAA
Messenger RNA from Sphaeramia orbicularis (orbiculate cardinalfish), 3006 nucleotides. RefSeq lists its product as uncharacterized. NCBI's taxonomy places the organism in Eukaryota, Metazoa, Chordata, Actinopteri, Kurtiformes, Apogonidae. Bases 160 to 3006 code for a protein of 948 amino acids. The record is from RefSeq and is a predicted model, not a curated record. Gene Ontology annotation, molecular function: protein binding; heparin binding; calcium ion binding. The transcript has 6 exons.